ACUGUUGUUUUGUUCGUUUCGAAGCCUCUCCAGCGACACAGAGCGCGCCCCCGAGACGACUUCGUCACUCUCUCAGCGAGCAGCGUCGAACGAUGGAGUGCUGCUCGGUGGAUCGACAAUGCUGCUCAAUCGACACCGCUCCAGAGCACAUGGCCCUUGAGCGUCCAGAAGAUCCGAUGGAAGACGAAGAAAUUGGAGCCAUUUCUGGCAUGGCUUGUGCCAGGGCUAUGGCAGAUGCGACCUUCAGACGAGAGGCGGAAAAACGCGAAAGAGAAAGGAAGGAAGAGGAGGCGGAGGAGACUAAAUCGUUGGAAUUUCCGCUUGAGCGAAAGAGGCCCAGGCCAAGCCAACUUUGGGGUGUUCUCCCUGCCAGCGACGGGAUCAUUUUGUCAGAUCCAGAACAAGAGUCUCUAAGAAGGUCAAAAAGUAUUCAAGCUAUCCGAGCUUCGCAAGAAGCUCAUCGAGAAUUUUUGCACAGCUAUUGCCGAAUUGAGAAAGACCUUCUCAAAGAGGUGAAAGCGACCUCAAUCCGCGGUUCUUUGAGGGCAAGGCCUUGGUUGUCGUCGUCACGUGCGUCGCGAUCACCGCCAUGGAGCUUGAAAGACGUCCAGGUCUUUGAUGUUUUCUUGUCACAUGUUUGGAAAAGUCAUUGGAAGUUGAAAUCUGCCUCGUUGCUGCUUCAAUCUGGCUGGUUCUUCAUGGUGAUGGUUUGGGCCACCACUACUGCUCUCGUUUUUGUUUUAUGUCUUCUCGAUUUCUUGCCCUUGGACUGGAGCUACGAAGCAGAAGCCCUGGGUGAUUUGGUGGAGUGUCAUUUGGGCUUUUGGAUACUCGCGUUGAGUAUGAUUGCAUCGUUGCUGGCCUUGCUGGUGUCGCCCUAUCUACCAGAGCUUUGGAUCUCUGAAGCGUGUUUUCUGGAUGCAGCAAGCAUUAACCAAAGAGACGAACAUGUGAAGAGACAAUGCAUCCAGAACUUGGCGGGUUUUCUUCGCAUCUCCACCCAGCUGCGGAUUCUAUGGACUCCGGAGUUUACCUCCCGCCUUUGGUGCAUUUUUGAGGUUGCGGCUUUCAAGAGGAUCAAUCCCACAGCGCAGAUCAUCAUUUCGCCCUUGAGCAUAGAGGUUUUUCUGUUGUUCUUGAUGCCCUUGGUGAGUUUUUCAUGUUUGAUUUACUUGAUCGGCCUUGCAGCGCAGCAGCGGGUUCUUUUCGGAGCCCUGGUCUCACUCAUCGCUACGAUUCCUUGCGUUUAUUCCAUACAUCGUCUUCGACGAGAUCUCCAUUCCAAGAAGGACACCAUUUCCAAACUAGACACCUUCGACCUCAGGGAGGUCCAGUGCAGCAGUGCUUCGGACCAGGAGCUUCUUUUGUCCACGAUCUCAGAGUGGUACGGCACUCAUGAUGAGUUCACUUUAUUUGUUCGCCACACCUUGCGGGACGAACUCCUCGAGCUCUCGGGGAAUGAGGUCCCUGCCUUCUACUACUUCUUUCCUUGCAUGCCGGUGGUUAGUGUGGCAUUAGACUUUCUCGUUGGCUUCAUCAAAGCAGGGAUUCGUGCUCCAUGGCAGGUCUCCUAUGUGAUAGCGGUGCCCUUGGGUUUUGGCCUUUGGGUUUCCAUGGCUACAGCCCUUCUACUGCACUCGUGUCACUUCUUCUCGACUCCAGCGCGGCUUCAUGGGCUCGAUGCCAUGAAGAGUGCCUUGCUUUUCCUUUCUUGGGUCACAUUUCAAGUCUUUGGGCUGCUGUGCUCCAUCCUUUGUCACAUGUCGAGCAUUUGGGCUGUGCUCGCUUGGUCGUGCUUCUCCUUGCUUUCCUUCCGCAGCUUUCUUUGGUGUGCUCACGUGGGCUGAAUAUGGAAUGCGAACGGCAAUCUGGAAACAUGUCUCAUGGGUCUCAUGUCUCACUCCCUCGUCACGUUCAAGUUUCCACUACUUGUCAAGUAGUGCAAACAUUGCCCGUCUUCGCGAUUGCGAGACAAGAAGCAAACCAGCGAGGUGC
Messenger RNA from Durusdinium trenchii, 1995 nucleotides. The record is from the annotation of a GenBank genome assembly. Lineage: Eukaryota; Dinophyceae; Suessiales; Symbiodiniaceae.